Molecule: messenger RNA, 666 nt
Organism: Sphenostylis stenocarpa
Lineage: Eukaryota; Viridiplantae; Streptophyta; Magnoliopsida; Fabales; Fabaceae
Source: the annotation of a GenBank genome assembly
AUGGUGUUAGGGGUGAGAGAGAUACGCUGUAGUGGACAGCCCGUCCUUGACAGUGAGAAUAGGGAGGAGCUGAUGCAGGUACAGCCUGGCAUAGACAUAGUCCUUGGCAACCUUCCUCCAGAAUCCCCUGGCACACUCUAUAUCACCACUAAGCAAGUAAUAUGGGUGAGUGAUGUAGACAAGACUGGAGGGUAUGCUGUUGAUUUUUUAUCUAUAUCUCUCCAUGCCGUCUCUAGAGAUCCUGAAGCCUACCCUGUUCCUUGUUUAUAUACCCAGAUUGAUACUGAAGUAGCAGAUGAUGACCACUCUGAUUCGGAAUCCAAUCAUAUCCAACAGGAUUUGUCCAAUGUCACAGAAAUGAGGCUUAUUCCCUCUGAUCCUAGUCAAUUGGAUACUCUCUUUGCAAUAUUCUGCCAGUGUGCAGAACUUAAUCCAGAACCAAAUGAUGAGGAAGGAGAAGAAAAUGACUGGGUUUUCAGUGCUGAUCAGAUGGUUGACGAAGAAGCAGAGGACGAAGGUUAUAUCUCUCACAAUCCAGCCAACUCGAUUGGUCACUCAAAUGGCAAUAAUGACCUAGCUCGGACCAUACUUGAGCUUCAAAUCAAUGAUCGAAGAUUUGAGGAUGCAGAAGAGAUGGAGGAUAAUGAAGAUGGCACUCGUCAUUAA